UUUAAUGUUGCAGCUCAGCGACCCAACCACCACCACCAUCAUCGCCACCCUCUAAAACCCCCCCUUCGCUUAAUCUUUCUCCUCCGUUCUUUCUCCCUCCAAAUGGACCACCACCACCACCAUUCUCUUCAAUGUCCACCACCACCACCAUCCCCUUCCCGUCACCGCCACCGCCGCCACUCUCCAGCGCCACGCAUUACUACAUAACGAACCUGGGUCUCGGCUACGCAAUCGCCAUCGCCUUCGGCUUUCUCGUCCUCUUCUCCUCCCUCCUUCUGGCUUCCUACAUCUGUUUCCGUCACCGUCAUAGUCACCGUCGUCAAAUCCGAAACCCUAACGGCGGUGGUUCUGAUAACGGCGUAAUGGUUCCAAGUAUAAUUUUCGUAGGCGAAGACAACAACGACGAUCAGAACGUCGUUAUUGGACUGGAUCAAUCUGUGAUCAACUCGUACCCUAAGUUUCUGUUCACGCGAGGGAUUCCGAAGGCGAUUGAUUCGGUAUGCGCGAUCUGUUUGUGCGAGUAUAGAGAGGCCGAGAUGAUGAGGAUGUUGCCUGAUUACUUGCAGUUUGUGAGGAACUGGUGUGCAGGAGCUUAUCCACAAGAGAGAUUCAACAACUGACAGCAGCUGUGUUUUCUCAUAUGGUCAUUUAUGAACAUGGCAAGUACGAUGAAUCUUACCCGUUAAAAGGCGUAGGAAGUACCUAGAAUCUUACCUGAUAAGUGAAAAGGACUUGUGUGGUAAGCUCUUGCCGGGUAAAAGAUGUUUAACAACAAUUCAUUUUAAUGGCCGUGAAUGUUACUCGACAAGAUAAGUGACAAUGGUAAAGCAUUUACCCGGUAAGUGUUUGAUAAACACCAUUAUGAAAAAUGUUCUCUUUGUGGCCUUUAUCUUUUUCUUAUGUUCUUUAUGAUUUCUUGAUACGUGAGGAUAUUCUUUGUUCAUGCACAGGUUGCGCAGUCUUUAGUGUUGCAUCAAUUUUUGCCUCCUCAUUGAAGGUACCCAAACUUUACUAGUACAUUUGUUUUUAUGAUACUUUUCUGGUGUUAGACCAGUGUUAAUGUUGUAAGUUAUUAUUGAUCUCUUGCAAGCCAUUUUUGGUUAAAACGAAAAUACCUCAAGAGAACCUUGAAUAGUUCAUUGUGAGAUUCCGAGACGUAAACCAAACCAAAUGAGCCAGUAUAUACCCCACUCGGAGGUGGGUAAGAUGUACCAAAAUUGAUUUCUUUUCAAAAGAGUAGAACAAUUGUUUCCUUUUCAAAAUAGUAGAACAAUUGUUUCGGCAAAAUCUCGGUAGCGAAAAGUGUGUGAAAUGUUUACUUUAAUUUCCCCUACUUGCAUGGGACCAACCCAUGAACGUUGGGGAGCUCAUCAAAGUGUACUUGCUUCCAAGUGUGGUGUAUUAUUUUGGGAGAAACUACAUGUAGGGGGAAAAAGCAAAGGAGAUGGAUAUGGGGAAUUGACUUAAAUAGCAAUUCCACCAAUUUAAAUUGGUCUCUUAGCCAUUCCU
This is a messenger RNA of Cynara cardunculus var. scolymus (artichoke), 1509 nucleotides long. Its product is annotated as RING-H2 finger protein ATL68. The transcript is spliced from 3 exons. The record is from RefSeq and is a predicted model, not a curated record. Lineage: Eukaryota; Viridiplantae; Streptophyta; Magnoliopsida; Asterales; Asteraceae. Gene Ontology annotation, molecular function: transferase activity. Bases 132 to 620 code for a protein of 162 amino acids. Gene Ontology annotation, biological process: protein ubiquitination.